This is a messenger RNA of Protopolystoma xenopodis, 222 nucleotides long. NCBI's taxonomy places the organism in Eukaryota, Metazoa, Platyhelminthes, Monogenea, Polystomatidea, Polystomatidae. The record is from the annotation of a GenBank genome assembly.
AUGAUGAGUUGGCAGGCUGGCUUCAUCAGCACUCAUCACCAGACGCUAGACUUGCUGCCCUCAAGAAUCUACAUUCUAUUCUCCGGAGGCAUUGAAGCGCCUCGAGACAACACAUCAUGUGCCCGCCAUCCCUUCGUCUGGGAUGACCAGAUGAAGCGUUUUGAGGAGGAGUCAGACAGUACUUACAGCCGACCUGACGACAGACACCACUCAGUCACGUGA